Penicillium alfredii is the source of this 1539-nucleotide messenger RNA. RefSeq names its product glycosyl hydrolase family 79 C-terminal domain-containing protein. Lineage: Eukaryota; Fungi; Ascomycota; Eurotiomycetes; Eurotiales; Aspergillaceae. The record is from RefSeq and is a predicted model, not a curated record. Bases 1 to 1539 code for a protein of 512 amino acids. The transcript is spliced from 5 exons.
AUGAUGCUGCUCUACUCUGCACUCCUGGGCACUGCCCUGUUCCUUCAAUCUGGACAAUGUCAAUUCCAGCCUAUUUCCAUUCCUUCUCUUCCGAAGAAUAGCAACCCGGUUUCUAAUGACCUACAGGCAUUUUCUAUUGAAUUUGCCUUUUUCCCUGACUAUGCCGGCAACAAGUCACACCCAAACACGUUUUCCAAAACGUUGCUGGACAACUUCAAACAAAUCACCGGCGUGCUUCCAAAAGUGAGAGUAGGAGGGACUUCUCAGGACCAUUCCGACUACUUCCCCAACCAGAAAGAAAACGUCAAGCUCAUCUACGAGAAACCAACCGAUGACCAGCCAAUCCAAAUCAACUAUGGCCCCGGAUAUUUCGAAUCAUAUCACACCUUGGGGGACAUCCAGUUCCUGCACGGACUCAACAUGAACCAAAACAAGUCUGUGCAACAGCUCGAGAGUGCCGCAACAAAAGCGUGUACCUCCAUCGGUCCUCAGCUGCACCUCUUUGAACUCGGGAAUGAAUGGAAUUUUGCUCCUGGGAAGUACCGACCAGCCAACUAUUCACUUCUCGACUACUCCUGCGAGUGGAACCGCAAGGCUGCCGUCGUGAAAGCCGCGGUCCAGAAAGCGUGCCCUGGUCCCUUCCCGGGAUUCAUGGCUCCUAGCUUUGUCUUGCUGGACCUGGCGCUCAGUAAGACUACAUGGACAGCGGAGGGUCUCUUUCAUCUUGGGUAUGAUGAAAAGAACCUGACGAAAGAGCUUUCUUUUCACAACUAUAUGGGUGUCAACGCACCGCCCCUCCCUCCUGCAGGAUUUGACCUCCAGAAAACCCUGAUGAAUCACACCAACAUGGCCAAAAACCUGGCCCCUCAAAUCCAGCGAGCUCGGAAUCUCCAAUACCUCGGCCACCCCUUUACUCUUGGAGAGUUAAAUUCCAUCGCCAACCAGGGUCGCAAUGGUGAAACCAAUGUCUUCGGCGACGCGCUAUGGCUGGUUGAUUUCUCCUUCUGGGCCGCAGAACACAACAUCAAACGUCUUCACUUUCACCAAGGCCUGAACUACCGAUAUGCCUCGUGGCAACCGAUCACAAGCAAGGGAGUACCUCCAACUACCCGACCACCCUACUACGGACAGAUCAUGGUAGCCACUGCAUUGGGCCAUGCAAAGGAUUCACGGAUUGUCAAUAUCCCCUUAUCGGAAGAUACCGAGUCUGCCUACGCGAUUUACAACGGGAAACGACUGUCUAAGCUUGCUGUCCUCAAUCUCCGGGCGUUCAACCAGACUACAACAAAGACCCGCCCCGAUCGGAAGUACCUGUUCCAACUUCCGAAGCAUUCCCAGGAUGCCAAGAUCGAGCGUCUUACUGCCCCGGGAAGCGAUGCUUUGCAAAAUGUUACGUUUGGGGGUGUUUCGUAUGGCUAUGGUCUCAAGCAGGGGAAACCGGUCGUUGUUGAUUCAAAGGAAGAGAAGGCCGAUAUCAAGAAUGGCGUACUCAGCAUUGAUAUCCCAGACUCUUCGGCGGCUCUUGUCACAUUCCUUUAA